Diplodia corticola is the source of this 444-nucleotide messenger RNA. RefSeq lists its product as uncharacterized. Bases 1 to 444 code for a protein of 147 amino acids. NCBI's taxonomy places the organism in Eukaryota, Fungi, Ascomycota, Dothideomycetes, Botryosphaeriales, Botryosphaeriaceae. The transcript has 2 exons. The record is from RefSeq and is a predicted model, not a curated record.
AUGCGCUUCACCACCGUCUCUCUCGCCCGCCUCAUGGCCUCGCUCUUCCUCAUCGCCUCCGUCACGGCCGUGCCCGUCCCCGCUACCACCUCAACCGGUCUGAGCGCCGCUGCCCAGGAAGGAGGCGCCGCCGACGCACGGAUCGCCGAACGCGACCUUUCGUCAUCAUCAUCGUCCCGCGCAGACACGGAUGCUGCCGCUGCCGAAGCCAAGAAGCGCGAAUUCACCACCACCAUGUUCGCCCUGAAGGAUCGCCUGCUGAUGAAGCGCCUGCCCAACCCUGAUCCGGCACCCAAGGCCGCUGCUGAGCCCAAGCGCUUCACUCUCGACGACUUCACCACCAUCGCGGCCGCCAACGAGAAGUACGACGGCCUGCGGCCCGAGGGCGCUGGCUACGCCGGCUUGAAGCAGCGCGGCCUGCCCGGCUGGUCGAGGAUCUAUUGA